This is a messenger RNA of Sinocyclocheilus grahami, 8711 nucleotides long. Its product is annotated as CUB and sushi domain-containing protein 2-like. NCBI's taxonomy places the organism in Eukaryota, Metazoa, Chordata, Actinopteri, Cypriniformes, Cyprinidae. The coding region runs from base 1 to 8613 and encodes 2870 amino acids. The transcript has 58 exons. The record is from RefSeq and is a predicted model, not a curated record.
AUGGACCCCUCAAGGCUUGACAAUCUUCGGGAGAAAAGGGAAAAUGGACCUGGAAUUGGGAAACUGUCGGAAUCACCAGAUGGACCAAGUUCCCUUAUCAGCCCCAUUACUCAUAACUUUGCAGAAAUUGACCAGGGUGGAUGUGGAGACCCUGGAAUCUCAGCCUAUGGCAAGAGGGAAGGCACAGGCUUCCGACAUGGAGACAAGCUAUAUUUUGAGUGCCUUCCAGCCUUUGAGCUGGUAGGAAAAAAGAACAUUUCCUGCCAGAAAAAUAAUCAGUGGUCAGCCAAAAAGCCAAGCUGUGUGUUUUCGUGUUUCUUCAACUUCACAACUCCGUCUGGGGUCCUGCUAUCACCAAACUACCCUCAGGAGUACGGAAACAACAUGCACUGCGUGUGGCUGAUCAUCGCCAAACCCGAGAGCCGCAUCAACCUGGCCUUCAACGACCUGAGCAUGGAGAAACAGUUUGACUUCCUGUCUAUUAAAGACGGCGGCAAGGCAGAAUCACCAAUUCUGGGCACCUUUUCUGGAGAUGUGCUGCCAUCACCCAUCACUACCAGCGGCCACGUGGCCCGACUGGAAUUUCUGACUGAUCAUACGUACACAGAACGUGGCUUCAACAUCACUUUCACCACUUUCCGGCACAACGAGUGUCCUGACCCUGGUGUUCCAGUAAACGGAAAGCGCUUUGGUGAGAGUCUACAGCUUGGCAGCUCCAUCUCUUUUCUGUGUGAGGAGGGGUUUAUGAAGACCCAUGGAUCUCAGACCAUCUCCUGCAUUCUCAAAGAUGGAAAUGUUGUGUGGGACAAUGCUGUGCCACGUUGUGAAGCUCCAUGUGGUGGAAACUUGAAGGCCUCUAGCGGCAUCAUUCUGUCCCCAGGCUGGCCUGAGCUUUAUAAAGAGGCCCUCAAUUGUGAGUGGAUCAUCGAGGCUCUGCCAGGAUAUCCUAUUAAGAUCAUCUUUGACAAAUUCCGGACAGAGGUUAACUACGAUGUUCUUGAGGUACGAGAUGGACGCUAUCCUUCUUCCCCUCUGAUUGGCAGUUAUCAGGGUACACAGGUCCCGCAGUUCCUCAUCAGCACCUCCAACUUCCUGUACCUGCUCUUCACCACUGACAAGAGUCACUCGGACAUUGGCUUCCGCAUCCGAUAUGAGACCUUGCAGCUCCAGUCGGACCAUUGUGUUGAUCCUGGAAUCCCAGUCAAUGGUCAGCGGCACGGCAAUGAUUUCUAUGUGGGGGCGCUGGUGACGUUCAGUUGUGAACUAGGAUACACCCUCAGUGACCACGAGCCCCUUGAGUGUGAGCCUAACUUCCAAUGGAGUCGCCCUCUGCCCAGCUGUGAUGCGCUUUGUGGCGGGUUUAUUCAGGGGAACAGCGGCACUAUUCUGUCCCCUGGGUUUCCUGACUUCUACCCCCAUAACCUCAACUGUACGUGGAUGAUUGAAACUUCACAUGGUAAAGGUGUCCAGUUUACCUUUCACACGUUUCACUUGGAGAGUCCACACGACCACCUUUUAGUCACAGAAAAUGGUAGUUUCUCUCAACCCCUGUGGAGAUUGACCGGGUCUACACUGCCGCCCCCUCUCAGCGCUGGACUUUUUGGCAACUACACCGCUCAGAUCCGUUUCCUCUCUGACUUCUCUGUGUCCUAUGAGGGGUUUAACAUCACUUUCUCAGAAUACGAUCUGGAGCCUUGCGAAGAUCCCGGCGUCCCCCCCUUCGGCACUCGUAAGGGGCUGCAGUUCGGGGUGGGGGAUGCGCUAAUCUUUUCCUGUUUUCCGGGAUACCGUCUCGAGGGGCCUGCGAGGGUGGUGUGUCUAGGGGGGCGUCGGCGGGUUUGGAGUUCCCCUCUGCCAAGGUGUGUUGCUGAAUGUGGAUCGUCUGUAACCGGGAAACAAGGAGUUUUACUCUCUCCUAACUACCCUGGUUACUACGGUAACAACCAUGAGUGCAUCUACUCCAUCCAAACCCAAACCGGUAAAGGGAUCCAGCUCAGAGCGCGGGAUUUCCGGCUGGAGGAGGACGACUUGCUUAAGGUGUAUGAUGGUAGCAGUAACAGUGCCAGACUGCUGGGCACCUUCACAGGCAGAGAGAUGAUGGAUGUUACUCUAAACAGCACGUCCAGCACCAUGUGGCUGGAGUUCAUUAGCAACAGUGAUAAUACCAGCAAAGGCUUCGAGCUGCACUUCACCAGUUUUGAGUUGGUAAAGUGUGAGGAUCCAGGUGUGCCUCAGUUCGGUUUUAAACGGGAGGACAAAGGUCACUUCGCAGGCAGCACGGUGUCAUAUAGCUGUGAUCCUGGCUACACUUUAAAGGGCCCGGAGGUUUUGACAUGUCUCAGAGGGGAGAGGAGAGCAUGGGACAGCCCACUCCCACUGUGUGUUGCCGAGUGUGGAGGAACGAUUAAAGAUGAGCCUGUGGGCCGGAUUCUGUCUCCUGGUUACCCAGCUCCUUAUGAGCACAACUUGCACUGUGUCUGGACCAUUGAGGCGGCACUUGGAAGCACCAUCGGGUUGCAUUUCCUGGUCUUCCACACAGAAGAGGUACAUGAUGUUUUGCGGAUCUGGGACGGGCCUCAGGAUGGAGGUGUUCUCCUGCGAGAGCUGAGCGGCUCUACACUUCCUCCAGACCUCCACAGCACCUUCAACUCCAUCAGUCUGCAGUUUACAACCGACUUCUUCACCAGCAAGCAGGGUUUCGCUCUGCAGUUAUCAAUUUCAACUGCCACUUCCUGUAAUGAUCCUGGCAUUCCAACAAAUGGCACCCGCAUAGGAGACAGCAGAGAGCCAGGGGAUUAUGUGCUGUUCCAGUGCGAUCCCGGAUACCUCCUACAGGGGGCAACCAAAAUUGCCUGUACCGAGAUCAACAACCGUUUCUUCUGGCAGCCUGAUCCGCCUACCUGUUCUGCUCCAUGUGGAGGGAAUCUGACUGGUCCCAGUGGACUGAUCCUGUCCCCUGAAUACCCAGAGCCAUAUCCUCAUGGCAGAGAAUGUGACUGGACAGUAACUGUAAUGCCGGACCACAUCAUAUCACUCACUUUUAAUCACUUUAGUCUAGAACCGAGCUACGACUUCCUGCACAUCUACGACGGGCCUGAUUCUCUUAGCCCUCUGCUGGGCAGCUUUUACGGGACGGAUGUCCCUGAGCGCAUUGAGAGCAGCUCCAACAAGCUCUUCCUGGCCUUCCGCAGUGACGCCUCACUCAGCAGCAAUGGAUUUGUCCUGCAAUACACUGUCUACUCAGUCAUUGUGCCGAAAGACUACGUGGUGUUCAGCCAAUUUGCAUUCUUCCAGACUGCACUAAAUGAUGUUGUGGAGGUGUAUGAUGGGCCUACCCAGCAUGCCCGUGUCCUGAGUUCUCUCUCUGGGGCCCACACAGGUGAAUCUUUGCCACUAGCCACCUCCAACCAGAUCCUUAUCCGCUUCUCUUCCAAGGGCCAGUCAAGCUCAAGAGGUUUCCACCUGGUCUACCAAGCUGUCCCGAGAACCAGUGCGACACAGUGCAGCUCAGUCCCAGAGCCCAGACACGGCAGGCGCACUGGGAACAACUUUGCGGUGGGGGCCGUGGUGAGUUUUGAAUGCAAUGCAGGAUACGUCCUGGAGGGGCCCAGUGCCAUCGAGUGCCUGACUGUACCCAACGCUCUGGCCCAGUGGAACGGCAGCAUCCCCAGCUGCAUUGUGCCAUGUGGAGGGAAUCUUACCCAGCGGAUAGGCACUAUUCUGUCCCCUGGCUAUCCUGAGCCCUACCUGAACAGCCUGAGCUGUGUAUGGAAGAUCACUGUGCCAGAGGGAAUGGGAAUCCAGAUCCAGGUGAUUAGCUUUGUGACUGAGCAGAACUGGGACUCUCUUGAGGUGUUUGAUGGGGGUGACAACACUGAAACCAUGCUGGGGAGCUUCUCAGGCACAACCGUCCCAGCCCUCCUAAAUAGCACCUCCAACCAGCUCUACCUGCACUUCUUCUCAGAUAUCAGCGUCUCUGCAGCCGGUUUCCGUCUGGAGUACAAGACUGUGUCCCUCACUAGCUGUCCUGAAACGGUUGUACCCAUGAAUGGCUUCAAAGUGGGUGAGAGAUUACAGAUGAACAGUGUGAUGUCCUUCCAGUGUGACCCUGGAUAUACUCUGCAGGGAGUCUCCCAUAUCUCUUGCAUGCCAGGGCCUGUGCGCCGCUGGAACUAUCCGCCUCCUCUCUGCAUCGCUCAGUGUGGGGGAAUCAGAGAGGAGAUGGAAGGCACCAUCCUCAGCCCUGGUUUCCCAGGAAACUACCCUAGCAACAGUGACUGCACCUGGAGGAUUUACUUGCCAGUCGGUUACGGGGCUCAUGUGCAGUUCUUGAACUUUUCCACUGAGGCCAACCACGAUUUCCUGGAAAUUAGGAAUGGGCCUUUUGACACCAGCACAGUGAUUGGCAGAUUCAGUGGGCAGGACUUACCACCAUCUCUUCUAACCACUUCCCAUGAGACUACUAUAUAUUUUCAUAGCGACCACUCUCAGAAUAAACCUGGCUUCAGAUUUGAUUAUCAGGCAUAUGAACUUCAAGAGUGUCCUGAUCCUGAACCCUUUCACAAUGGUGUGGUGGUUGGGGCUGGUUAUAAUGUGGGUCAGUCCAUCUCCUUUGAGUGCUAUCCAGGAUAUCAGCUGAUGGGACACUCCAUUCUUACCUGUCAACAUGGGACUACGCGCAACUGGGAUCAUCCGUUUCCUCGCUGUGAAGUGCCCUGCGGAGGUAACAUUACAUCAGACAAUGGCACUAUCUUCUCCCCCGGUUACCCAGAGGAUUACCCCACUUCUGCUGACUGCAGCUGGCUGAUUACGGUGGCACACAGCCUGGGUAUCCGUCUUAAUUUUACCCUCCUGCAAGUCCAUGGCCCCCAAGAUUUCAUCACAGUCUGGGACGGACCGCAGGAAACAGCUCGCAAACUUGGAGUGUUUACCGAGGGAGAGCCCAACAACCCACCAAGCAGCACAUCUAAUCACGUUCUAAUACGUUUCCGAACCAAUUCUGAGAAAGGUGGACUGUUUAAGAUCAACUACCAAGGUCCAACAAGACAGAGUCCACUGCUCAUUUCUCUGAGUGGGAACUAUUCAUCUCCCUUCAGUAUUACUAGCACUGCAAACAAGGUUUACCUACACUGGUCUUUCGAUCACACCUCCAGCCACAAGGGCUUUCGAAUCCGCUACUCCGCGGCAUACUGCAGUACCCCAGACCCUCCUGUGAAUGGCUCGGUGCAUAGCCAGACGGGUACAAAACUUGGCAGUACCUUGCGCUUCAGUUGCGACCGGGGCUUCAACCUGAUUGGCCAGACCACCGCCACCUGCACCCGCACCCCACAGGGCAUCUACCAAUGGAAUGCUCCAGUGCCGCUUUGCCAAGUUGUUUCCUGUGGGAUGCCUAUUGCGCCAGUGAAUGGCACUGUCAUUGGGCAGGACUUCACUCUCAGCUCUAGAGUCUCGUUUUCUUGUAAUCCUGGUUUCCGAUUGGCCAAUGCUCAGCCGGUGUCAACGCUUUGUCAAGAGUCUGGGAGGUGGAGCCCGAUGGAGACCCGCCCUCGUUGCGUCCCUGUGACCUGCCCUGACAUCGGCCACUCUGCAGUGGAUCAUGGGAGGUGGAGGCUUAUUUAUGGCAUGCAGAAUAAAUAUGAGGCCAUGAUGAUGUUGACCUGUGACCCUGGAUAUUUCUACAAGGGUCAAAGGGUCAUCCGCUGCCAAGCUAACGGCACCUGGGAUUACCCUGAGCCGAGACCGUCCUGUGAAAUCAUUUCCUGUGGUGACUUUGGAACCCCUCCGAAUGGCAAUAAAAUAGGAACAUUAACCGUGUACGGAGCGACUGCCAUUUUUUCCUGUAACACGGGUUAUACUCUGGUGGGCUCCAGAGUGAGAGAGUGCAUGUCCAAUGGCCUGUGGAGUGGAGCUGAGGUCCAAUGUCUUGCUGGACACUGUGGCACACCAGAGCCUAUUGUGAAUGGCCAGAUCAUCGGAGAGAAUUACAACUACAGAGGCAGUGUCGUUUACCAGUGUAAUCCUGGAUUUCGACUCAUCGGCGUGUCUGUUCGCAUCUGUGAGCAGGACCACCGCUGGUCUGGAAAGACUCCCAUCUGUGUCCCCAUCACUUGUGGACAUCCAGGCACCCCUGCUAAUGGUGUGACUCAGGGAACGCAGUUUAACCUGAACGACAUAGUGCGUUUUGCCUGCAACCCUGGUUAUGUUCUGCAGGGUGCAAUCAAGUCUCACUGUCAGCCCAACGGCCAGUGGAGCAAUGCUCUGCCCAAGUGUAAAAUUGUGAACUGCACUGACCCGGGACAUGUUGAAAAUGGUGUCAGACAGGUCCUGCCCAGCGGGCCUCAUCGUUACAGUUUCCAGACCACAGUUUCUUACAGCUGUAACCCUGGAUACUACCUGCUGGGCACCAGCACUCUGAGCUGUCAGGGUGACGGCACAUGGGACCGUUCCCUACCCAAGUGCCUCUUGGUUCUGUGUGAUCGUCCCAGCAUGCCUCCGUAUGCACAGAUCUCGGGGGACAGGCGCACAGUGGGCUCCGUUAUCCGCUUCAGCUGCAUCGGCCAGCGCAGCAUUGUGGGCAAUACCACCCGUAUGUGCCAGCUGGAUGGCCAGUGGAGCGGCUCCCUGCCACAUUGCUCUGGGGAUUCUGCUGGUUUGUGUGGAGACCCUGGCGUUCCAGUGCACGGGAUCCGUCUGGGAGAGGAGUUCACCGUAGGGAGCAUCGUACGAUUCAGCUGCGAGUCUGGCUACGUUCUGAAGGGCUCCUCUGAACGAACCUGCCUGGCUAACGGGAGCUGGGUGGGCAUCCAGCCUGAAUGCCACGUGGUCUCCUGUGGCAACCCUGGAACUCCCCGCAACGCCAUGAUCCAGUUCCAUGAUGGACUUGUGUUUUCCCGCUCUGUAAUGUACUCCUGCAGAGAAGGCUACUACUCCACCGGCUUGCUCACUCGUCAUUGUACUGUCAAUGGCACCUGGACCGGGGACAUGCCGGAAUGCACAGUCAUUAACUGUGGAGAUCCUGGAGUGCCAGCUAAUGGUAUCAGACUGGGUAUUGACUUCACGUACAGCCACACUGUGAGCUUCCAAUGUUCACCAGGUUUCACUAUGGAUGCCGAUCGUGCCUCUAUGCUCAUCUGCACCAAGGAUCGCACAUGGAACAUCACCAAGCCAGUUUGCAAAGCCAUUGUGUGUGGCACACCUCCCAGCAUCCCGAAUGGUCAGGUUGUGGGGUCUGACUUCCAAUGGGGGUCCAGCAUUAGUUAUAGCUGUAAUCAGGGUUACCAGCUUUCCCUUCCCACUAUCCUCACCUGCCAGGGCACAGGAAACUGGAGUGGCGAACGGCCGCAGUGUUUUCCUGUAUUUUGUGGAGAUCCAGGGAUACCAGCCCAGGGCAAGCGAGAAGACCGAGGGUUCACAUACCUGUCCUCUGUUUCAUUCUCAUGUUACCCGCCUUUGAUCCUGGUUGGCUCUGCUCGCCGUUACUGCCAAUACGAUGGAACCUGGAGUGGAACCCAGCCAUCUUGCAUAGAUCCCAGUCACACCAGCUGUGUAGAUCCUGGCACUCCUCUCUUUGGCCACCAGAACAACUCUCAAGGCUACCAGAUUGGUAGUUCAGUGUAUUACAGCUGCAGAAAGGGCCACCUCCUUCUGGGCUCCAUUUCUCGGACAUGUUUGCCCAACCUCACCUGGAGUGGCAUGCAGCCUGAGUGCAUCGCUCAUCACUGUAAUCAGCCAGAGCUCCCUGCACAGGCAGAUGUAGGUGCUAUAGAACUGCCAUCUCUGGGUUAUACGCUCAUCUACACCUGUCAGCCUGGUUUCUACCUUGCUGGAGGGUCUGAACACCGUACCUGCAGGGCUGAUGGCAGCUGGACAGGGAAACCUCCGUUGUGUGCACCUGAUAACAGACCAAGCGGAAAAACUGUAGGAACAGUGCAAGAGCCGCCCAACACAAAGCAACCCGUGCCAAGUGGGGUUUUUGCUAAGAACUCUCUUUGGAGGGGUUCAUACGAAUAUCUAGGAAAGAAGCAGCCAGCAAUGCUUAGCAUAACUGCUUUUGAACCAUUCAGCAAUCGGGUCAAUGGCACUCUCAUGGACCACAGUGGAGUACAGCUCAAUCUGGCUGGUACCUAUAAGAAAGAAGAAGCCCAGUUGUUGCUGCAGGUGUAUCAGAUUCGAGGCCCUGUGGAGAUCUUCGUUAACAAGUUCAAAAUUGACAACUGGGCCUUGGAUGGACAUGUGUCAUACAUGCCUUCUUCUGAUUCAUUUGUAUACCAAGGCUUUGUUCGAGGAAAAGGCUUCGGCCAGUUUGGACUUCAGAGGCUGGAGGGCCUUGAUCCAAAUGGCGAGAAUCCAGGCUAUAACUUUGCCUCCAAUAGCAGUUCAGUGGCAGCAGCCAUUUUAGUGCCUUUUAUUGCCAUGAUCAUAGCAGGCUUCGCACUGUAUCUCUACAAACACAGAAAAAGGCCCAAAGUACCCUUCAAUGGUUACGCAGGCCAUGAGAACACCAACGGAAGAGCCACUUUUGAGAACCCUAUGUAUGACCGUAACAUCCAGCCCACUGAUAUCAUGGCCAGUGAGACCGAGUUCACAGUCAGCACAGUGUGCACAGCAGUAUAGCGACCGCUCUAGUCAAAGGCUGCAUAUAAUCUUUCCCUCUCCACACAACUGUUCCCAUAGUAAGAAUGGGCCACAUGGAUGGACAAAAGAGGAGGAUG